This is a messenger RNA of Cornus florida, 1803 nucleotides long. RefSeq names its product zinc finger BED domain-containing protein RICESLEEPER 2-like. Gene Ontology annotation, molecular function: DNA binding; protein dimerization activity. NCBI's taxonomy places the organism in Eukaryota, Viridiplantae, Streptophyta, Magnoliopsida, Cornales, Cornaceae. The record is from RefSeq and is a predicted model, not a curated record. The transcript has 3 exons. Bases 1 to 1803 code for a protein of 600 amino acids.
AUGACAACUGCAGAAGUUACUGUUACUGGCACCAAUGAUGAUGAUUUAAACACGCAGUCAACUACUGAAGGAGAGGGUGUUAUGGUUUCUUGGAAAUUUGAUGAAGAGUUGUGUAGACAAACACUUACCAAAAUGAUUAUCAUUGAUGAAUUACCUUUCAAGUUUGUUGAACGUGAAGGUUUUCGUUAUUUUCUUAGUGUCUUGCAACCAAAAUUCAAAUUGUUGUCACGUUUUACUGUAGUUAGGGACUGUUUGGCAUUGUAUGCUAUAGAAAAGAAGAAGUUGAAAACCUUAGUGAGUCAACUCAAUCAAAGAAUUUGUUUCACCACUGAUAUAUGGACGUCAAUUCAAAAUCUUUCUUAUAUGUGUCUCACGGCUAAUUUCAUUGAUAAGAAUUGGACCUUACACAAAAGAAUUCUGAAUUUUUGUAUAAUGCCUAGUCACAAGGGUAAGGAAAUUGGUCGUGUAGUUGAGACUUGUUUGCUUGAUUGGGGUAUAGACAAAUUGUGUACACUCACGGUUGAUAAUGCUAGUUCAAAUGAUCUUGCGGUUGCAUAUUUGAAAGAAAAUAAGCUUUCUAGGAAUGUUGGCUUUUUCCUUUUAGGUGGUGAAUGUUUUCAUAUGAGGUGUUGUGCACAUAUAUUGAAUUUGAUUGUGAAAGAUGGUUUGAGUGAUGUAAAUGGUUCAAUAGUUCGAAUUCGUGAGGCUAUGAAGUAUGUUAGGAGUUCUCCACAACGGGGAGAGCGUUUUCAAGCAUGUGUGAAGAGGGAGAAUAUAACAUUUAAGUCACAUUUGUGCCUAAAUGUUUCAACUAGAUGGAAUUCCACAUACCUUAUGUUAGAGGUAGCCGUAAAGUUUCAAAAAACUUUUGAAAGGUUAGAAGAUGAUGAUAUUCAAUUCCUACCGGAAGUUAAUAAUAAAGCUCCUUCUAGUACUGAUUGGGAAUAUGCUCGAGUUUUGAUUGUUUUUUUAAAAAAAAUUUAUGACGCCACUAACAAGCUUUUCGGAUCUUUGUAUGUUACUUCCAAUAGAUAUUUUCAUGAAGUGUUGGGAAUUGAAAAGUCGUUAAAUACAUGGUCAAAGAGUCCCGAUAUUUGGUUAAGUAAUAUGGCAACAAAAAUGAAAAUUAAAUUUGACAAAUAUUGGGGAAGCAUUGAAAAAGUGAACAUGUUGGUGGUGCUUGCGGUUGUGCUGGAUCCUCGUUAUAAAUUGAAAUUUGUGGAAUUUUGUUAUUCCCAACUUUAUUCUAUUGAAAUGGUUCAUAAUCUUAGUAAAAAGGUAAUGGAUACAUUCAACUGCAUUUUUAGUGAAUAUGUAAAGUUUCAUGCAUUUACUUCAAGUUCUAGUGGAACAAGUAAUAUUGCAAAUGAGGUGGGAGUUGAUGAUGGAAAUGUGGAAGAUGAUUUUUCCUCUUUGUACAUAAAGUGCAAGAUACAAAAAGAAAGUUCUACUCCCAAGUCGGAAGUGGAAAAAUAUUUGGAGGAAGCUUGUGAAGAUGUUGUUCCAGAAUUUGACAUCUUGAAUUGGUGGAAGGUGAACGGAAGUAGGUAUACAAUACUCUCUGAAAUUGCAAGAGAUAUUCUAGCUGUUCCAGUCUCUACUGUUGCUUCGGAGUCCGCUUUUAGCACUGGAGGUCGUGUGCUUGAUCAAUUUCGUAGUUCUUUAACUCCAAAGCUUGUGGAAUGCUUAAUUUGUACACAAGAUUGGUUACAGGCUUCACCAACACCAAUUGAUGUUGAAGAAAAGUUGGAGCAACUUGAACAAUACGACUCUGAUGUGACUACAGUUUCAUAUUCAGAUUGA